AAUUGAUCAGUGUAGAGAGUAUAAUGCAGCUCAUUUGGAUGAGUUAGUUUAGAUAGAGUUUCCUGAGCUAGAUAGUUUGAGAACGAACGGAGCUUGGCAACACGGGCGCGUCAUGUGAGGUUUGAACCUAGUAUCACUGCAUAAGAUAUUGCCAACAAUUAUUAACACGACAGCCUGUACCGGCCCAUAUGGCAAAUUAUCGCAUUUCUCUUUUGUUUCUUUCUUACCCCAGUUGAAAAGUAGUAUGUCUGAAGAAGAAAAGUGGUGGCAUCCAAACAAAUUACCACCAAGUGGUUACCAAUCCAAUAUUUCUCAAGAUCAUGAUAGAAAAUCAUUUUAUCCAUUCAAUAGUGAAAUGGGUUAUAGAAUUUUCAAAAGAAUAAUAGAAAUGAAGCGAACAGGUAUGGAACAGCAAAACAAUGAAGAAAAUGCAUAUCGUCCAAAAUAUGUUAAUCAAAUGAAUAAAGAUGGGCGUUUUCUUUUGAAGCAAGGUGUUUGUUCGCAGAAACCUAACUCAAUUUCGUCGAAUUCUGCAUUCAAUCAAUUUAGAUCCAUAGAAAUUAUGCCAGAAUUUCAUUUAAAUCUAAAAUGUGAUAUCGAUGAUCUAGAGGAAUCGUAGUUUGUAUGGUAUUUGUUUUGUGAAAGCAAAUCCAUGUCACAUUAUGUUGAAUAUAUUGUGUUUGGUUAAAUAAAUAUUCAUUAGAAAGUA
Molecule: messenger RNA, 709 nt
Organism: Schistosoma curassoni
Lineage: Eukaryota; Metazoa; Platyhelminthes; Trematoda; Strigeidida; Schistosomatidae
Source: the annotation of a GenBank genome assembly